Caenorhabditis auriculariae is the source of this 1854-nucleotide messenger RNA. The record is from the annotation of a GenBank genome assembly. NCBI's taxonomy places the organism in Eukaryota, Metazoa, Nematoda, Chromadorea, Rhabditida, Rhabditidae.
AUGGAUGACGCCCAUAACACUCUGGCUCAUGAGGUUAUUUUUUGAUCUUUUUUCUUUCGAUAAAAUUAACGGAAUCAAAAAAAAAGCUUUCUUAGCUCAACAAAGAUACUUACUUUAAAUAUCCAAAACUGCAAAAUAUUCAAAAUGCAAAAAAUUUGACAGUUAUUGAGACGAAAGUUUCAAAUUUGCAGCGUGUACUCCUAUAAUACUCACGUCUUUUUUUCUCAAACCUUUUUUCAGCUCCUAACCGAAAAGCGAAUUGCUUUUCAACUGAAAGAGAUUGAAAAAGUUUUUCAGUAAAUUUGGAUUUUAAUGAGUUUUGAGAGCUUGAAAAAAUUUUUAAAAAAUCAUAAGGUUGGAAUGGAAAUCGUUCCGAAACAGUGCAAUAGUCUUUUCUCCACUUUGAGCUGUCAAAAAUUUUUUUUUCAAUUUACCUUAUUCUGUUUUUGAUUGAAACUAUGAUAACGUUAACCAGAUGCACCAAGUAAUCUCAGUCUUAUUCAAAAGUCCUAUAGUGUUUCCUGCCUAUGAGAGUAAACAUUGAUAAAAGAAUUUCAGCCAACAGAAACUGCCCAGCCGAACGGCCCGGCCAUCACAAGCGGUGAAGCAGAAAAAGUUCCAGAGGUCAGAGACGGCGGAGCGACAGAAGACCCCGAAUUGAACAGAGUCAGUUUAUGAACUCCGCUUGAAGAGAUGGUUUUCAAUAUGCUGAUUGACGAAACUGUUCCUUAUCCCACGUCGAAAAAACUGACCAAAGCUAUUCUUCGGAACAUCAUCGAAAAAUUUUUGGUUGACGAGGGAGCUGAAAAAUUCACACGCGUUGAGGUUGACGCAAUGUGCGCAGAACACAACGCCGACGUUGUGCGCCUUCCGCCUUACCACUGCUGUUACAAUCCAAUCGAGCUGAAUUGGAGCCAGCUCAAACAUACUCUUUGUUCCGAAGGAACAACUCAUGGCAACCUCGAAAUGGUAAACUUGUCAUUUCUGAUGAAAAAAAAAAAAUCCUUCGAAACAAAAACGAAAAAAUUAUUUUAGAUUCGUAGAAGAGCUUUGGAUUAUUUGAAGGGCGUGCAACCGGAUUUGGCCAUAAAAUGGAUUAAACAUUGCGAAAAAGAAGAAGAAGAAGCGUUUGAAGCGGAGUUUCCGUUUCAUGCUGUGCAAUCUAUGUUAUUCCCUCCGUUGCAGAGAUGCACGAAAGUAGAAAUUGAGAAUGCGGAAUGCGGAACUAAAUUAAUUUUUGCGAGUUGCGUAACUCAGAAUUCCGUGCAUCUCUGCUCCUGUUGCUGGUUUUUACGUGAUUAUAGUUCCAUCAAUAGAUGUUUUCUUCUCAUUCUUGUUGAAAUUUUGGAAGGCUAGUUUGUGUAUAGUCUGACAUAGAACGCUUGAAAAUUGCCACAGCUCCCCUCUCUGACAUUCACUGUUAUUUCGUUUUCUCGAAGCGGAAGAAUUUUGACGACUUUUGGGCGCCCCAUAGCAAUCAGUAAUCUGAUUGACUUCGCGACGGUGAAGUGUGCGACAGAGCGCACUUUGCGGCAGACAUCUGGAUUAAGGGUCUCGCAGCGACGCGAAACGCGGGAAACAUUGACGUUGUUCUCGUCGUUACUUCAUUCUCAUUCAGUCGUUGUACUUCGGUCUGCUGCGGUCUUCUGGUUCUGGUCCUCUGGUUCUGGUCUUCUAGUCGCGGUCUUCUAGUCAGAAAAAAAGGUUUCUUCUUUUAAAAUUGAGAAUUUGAGCAUGGUGAGGUUUUCAGAAACUUUACCUGCCACAAUAAAAACUUCCUGGCUAGUUUUCAUAUAAUCUGAAGUUUCAAAUGAAAAUUUUUAUGUAAAAGUAUGUUUUCCAGGUGUCCUAUGA